Messenger RNA from Salvelinus namaycush (lake trout), 477 nucleotides. RefSeq names its product membrane-associated guanylate kinase, WW and PDZ domain-containing protein 2-like. Gene Ontology annotation, cellular component: dendrite; cytoplasm. Lineage: Eukaryota; Metazoa; Chordata; Actinopteri; Salmoniformes; Salmonidae. The record is from RefSeq and is a predicted model, not a curated record. Gene Ontology annotation, biological process: receptor clustering; signal transduction. The transcript has 2 exons. The coding region runs from base 55 to 477 and encodes 140 amino acids. Gene Ontology annotation, molecular function: beta-1 adrenergic receptor binding; signaling receptor complex adaptor activity; type II activin receptor binding.
CAGGACCGAUCAUUUAUUGCAUGGGUGCCCUCAAGGGAUAGCCACUAUUCAGCCAUGUCCAAAAGCCUGAAGAAGAAAAACCACUGGACCAACAAAGUCUAUGAGAGUGUCCUUUGCAGGAAUAAGGAAGGGGAGCUUGGGUUCGAGUUGAAGGGAGGCGCGGAGAAUGGACAGUUCCCUUAUCUUGGGGAGGUUAGGCAAGGCAAGGUGGCCUGCCAGAGCGGCAGACUGUCCCAAGAUGAACUACUCCUUGAGGUCAAUGAAACGCCAGUGGCCGGACUAACCAUCAGGGACGUACAUGCAGUGGUCAGACACAGCAAAGACCCUGUCCGCCUUAAGUGUGUCAAACAAGGGGGCGUCAUAGACAAGGACCUGCGUCACUACCUCAACCUGCGCUUCCAGAAGGCUUCAGUGGACCACGAGCUCCAGCAGAUCAUUAGAGACAACCUCUACCUCCGCACCAUACCCUGUGAGUAA